Messenger RNA from Styela clava, 2637 nucleotides. Its product is annotated as deubiquitinase MYSM1-like. Gene Ontology annotation, molecular function: protein binding; metallopeptidase activity. The record is from RefSeq and is a predicted model, not a curated record. NCBI's taxonomy places the organism in Eukaryota, Metazoa, Chordata, Ascidiacea, Stolidobranchia, Styelidae.
AAGAUAGUUACCCACAAUGCAAUAGCAUUUCCCACAAUGCAAUGGACUCAACAAUCAUCGUAGCGAGCACAAACGAAGAUGAACUAGUCGAUAUAGAAAAUGAUGAUGCCACAUUCGGAAAUUGUGCUUAUGAUGAUGUCACAAUUGAUUCAUCAGUAACCAACAAAACAAUUCUUCAUCAAGAAACAAUCAAUAUUUCUCCCAAUGGUGGAAAUUCACGUUAUGAUGACACAAACCUUCCAUUCAAACGAACUAAAACUGACAAAAUAGGAAAAUCAACUGAGUUAGUUCAUGAGAACGAUCUCACUAGAUGGUGGAGGUCAGCGAAUGAGUUCAAGAGGUCAAACGUACCAGGAAGUAACAACGCGAGUGAUGCACAGGACGGACCUGGGCAUUUAGAACUUGAUCCAAUGUUGCGGGAACCAGUAUCAUCAGAUAGUUCUGGAAUGUCGGCAACAGAAGGAGAGGCGAACACUGAUGUCACCUACUAUGAUGAUUCUGGUGAUAUAUUUUUACCCCCCAAGAGGGAGCGAGAACUACCACUCGAUGUCAUCAGUGAGGAAGAGCGAGAAGUGUUUCCUGAAUUCUUUAGCGGCCAAACAAAAUAUUGUCCGGGAAAAUAUCUUAAUAUCAGGAACGCUAUCCUGAGGUUAUGGAUUCAGAACAAGCCAUCUCAUGUCAACAAAGUCAUGCUACGUCCCAUUCUCAAGAAAGGUUGUGGCAACGUCAAUAAUAUCGGACGCAUACACAGAUACCUUGAAUCAGUCGGUGCAAUAAACUAUGGGAGUGACCUGGUCUGGUGGAAAAAGCAAAAGAAACGACAGAAGCCAAGAAAUCGACCUCAACCAACCAACAACCAUACAGCUCUGGAUACAGAUUUCAAACUCAAACGGGCCUUAGAGCAAAGAAUGAGUGGAAGAAGUCGCAAAAGGCCCGCCUCCAUCAUCCCUGCCACAGACGAUCUGAUUGGUGGAUACACGAUCGAUCAUGCGAAUAACAAUCAAAUUGUGAUCCCACAAAGCAAGAAAGAGCCGCAACCCAAGUCAAAUGUUAACAAAUUCAAAUUGAUAAAAUGCAAAGAAUACGAAUAUGAAGUCGAUUGCCCUUAUGAUGUCACAAUCCAUGCAUCGGCAUUGAUUGUUGUGGAUGCUCAUUCGCAUUUAUCAAGACAUGAAGUUAUGGGGCUGCUUGGAGGCUAUAUCACCAAUGACGAUAAGGGAAGAAUCAAAGUUCAUAUUGUGUGCGCUCAACCAUGUAAAAGUUCAAGUUCUGCGAGGCAUUGUGAGAUGAACUCAGUUUCGCAGGCUGUUGCAAAUGAUCACAUAACCACUAGAGGUCUCACAGUGAUUGGUUGGUACCACUCCCACCCUACGUUUCCUUCCCAUCCAUCAGAGACCGACAUCAAGACACAGUUUGAGCAACAAACGAUGUUCUCGAAUCAUGGCUCAGUGUUCCUUGGCUUGAUUAUCUCCAGCCACCACAGAUAUAAAGUUAAAUCUGAAGUUAAUAUUGUGCAUAUUGAGAAAGGAGGUACCGACAUGCCAGAAACUCCAUUUCGCAUACCAUUUACUGUUGAUGACACACUUCCUAAUGGUGGUAGCAGAGGUCUACUGAUCAAUAUUCUGUCCGAACUGACUGAAAGUGCUUCGGCAGACCCAUCGAGCCGUAUUGCGCAAUUACAUGAUCCGAUAGUCGAGGGAUCAACUAUUACGCAAUUAGAAAAAAUUAUGAAAUCCCUUUCAUCCCUUGUGAUAACACAUUGUGACAGCAAUGAGACUUCUCAGCGGACCAAAAUUGCCGAAACCAAAUAUGAUGAUAGUUUGGUCGCUUUGCCAAAAUCUAUUUCCUUAACUGAUCCUUUCAUGGCCGGUGAUGCAGAACAGUUAAAUUCAAUUUAUAACGGAACUAAUGAUUCCUACGCUAUCAGUUCGAAUUUUUCGUUAUUUUCUGAGAAUUCGUUUGAUGAUUAUGAUGUCAUUAGUCAUUGUGACAUUAUUAGCCAAUGCGAUAAUGAUGUCACAAAUAUGACCUCAGAAAACGAAUCGGCAUCGGAUAUGUCAUCAGUUACCUGGAAGAAUAUUUUAGAUGAAUUUAAAGUUUUAUUAUUCAAUGCAAAUUCUAAAAGUUUGGAAAAAAUCACUUGAAUUUAGGAGGUUCUGAAAUUAUUGUUUAAUUUGAAGAUUUUUCGUUAAGGUGUAGAUGCGAUUUGAGCGUAAGAAAACAGUUAGGAUUUAUAUCCUGGGAAUUUUAGGGCACAGGCCUUGCUGUUUUCCUGACAGGGUUGACUUGAAGUCUCUUGGCAAUGGUGAUGCCAUGCGUAUAUUGUGAAAUUGUUGCACUAUUUUUCAAGAUGAAGUAAUAUAGCAAUAUUUUUAUCUGCAAAAGUGUGAUUUUAUUAAAAAUGUAAUAGUUUAUUUUUUGUAGUGUCUGUCGAUUUUAACAGUUUAUCGGUGAAUAGGAGCUGGGUAAAUUCUAACAGACUGCAGAGGAAGUCCGGCCUUUUUUGUAACAGUUUAUAUUGUCACAAAGAAACUGAUUUUUGUGUCGUGCUAUGGGUGAGCACUGAAGUGCCGAAGGCUACUGAAACUAAAACUGUUAUUAAGUACCGAUUGAAAAAAACAGUUCAUGUCGAUACAA